This is a messenger RNA of Mytilus trossulus (common blue mussel), 2398 nucleotides long. RefSeq lists its product as uncharacterized. The transcript has 3 exons. Lineage: Eukaryota; Metazoa; Mollusca; Bivalvia; Mytilida; Mytilidae. Bases 110 to 2398 code for a protein of 762 amino acids. The record is from RefSeq and is a predicted model, not a curated record.
UGGAAGAAGGAUUUUUUCUGUCGUUUUCAUCUUCCUGUCGCAGUGUAUAAUCAUCGAGUUGGUGUAUGAGCAGAGGUUUAGCUGUAAAUGUAUCUCCAUUGAAGACAUCAUGAACGGACCAAGAAACCAAGACAAUUCUGAGGAUGAAAAUUUAUUUGGCAUAAACAAAACUACAUACUGGGAAUUAUACGGUGUAAAACGUUUUCCGUACCGUGGAAAGCGUAAGUUUACACCAUUACUUUACCAAUCUUUCGAAGGGGGAAUGGUGAUAUCAAAUGACGUUUUUGGACUAACAAUCAGUCAAUUUGAACGGAUGUAUAAAGCUUGUUUAGAAAGAAGGAAAACCAAGGAACAGUGGAUACUUAACCUUAGAUAUCCUGACAAAUCUUCAAAUGAAUAUCUAGAAUACUUACAGGAUUGUACAGACUGCAAUAUCGGUCAACUGCUUUGUUACGAAAAUAGUCCGAAAGAGAAAUGUUUGUAUGAACAACUAGUACAAAUAGUCGGUACUGAAAUAGAUAUACGAAAUCGACAGCGACUAUUUAUCAUAAACGAUAGGAUCUUCAACUCAGCAUGUGUCUUUGAUCGUACACAAAUAUCAAGUGGGAGUCUGGCUGAAGGUCUUGAUUUACCAGGCAGUGACAUGGAUAUUAUGUACGUAGUCAAUAGCAUAGAAAUAAUACAGAAUGAAGAGAACAUCAAUAAUCCGAAACGUCGUAGUAUGUAUGUUAUGGAAAUAGAUAUUGAUCAUCCUGGAUUUGCAAAACUCAGACAGGUAACAUCACAUAAUGACUUAUCCCCCCAUGAACAAUGUGGCCGUUGUCCACCAGGUACGUGUACCGGUACACAAUUGUAUCUUCUAGUAAAACCCUUACUAAAUUUUGUUAAGCAACAGUAUUCAGGCAUGAAUCCAUGUGAACAUGGUCCAUGUAUAUCAGACCAGGACCAAACGACAGAUAUUGCAUUCUGUAUACGGAGUAAAUAUUUUCCUCACAACGCAAUUCCAUGGGCAUCUCGUCAUCGAUUGCAAUGGCCGACGAACUUUGUUAUUGACAUGAUCAUGAAAAACGGAUGCUUGUUAGUUCCUAUAGGACCUAAGAUAUUAUCAGAUAAUGAAUUAUUGUGGAGAAUAUCUUUCUCUGUGGCAGAAAAAAUACUUGUACAUUCGUUUAAUUUUACUCAAUUCUUAUGUUACAGUCUACUUAAAUUAACAUUAAAGUGUAUCGUAGACACAAAUAGUGAUGUAAGAGAGCUAUUGUGUUCAUACUUUCUGAAGACGGCUGUAUUUUGGGUCGCAGAGGAGUUGGAUAUUGAUACAUUUCAACUACCGAAAUUGUAUUACUGCUUUUCUCUCUGUCUUGAUAAAUUAAUGUCAUGGGUAAAAACAUGCUACUGUCCGAACUAUUUUAUACCUAAACAAAACAUGUUCAUAGGAAAGAUCAAUAAGAGAAACAAAAAUAUUCUACUUGGUGUACUUGAGAGUAUCAAAUUUGGAGGGAUUGAUGCUUUGGUAAAUAGUUUAUUUCAAUCUGACAAUUCCCGUUUAGCAAGUGCAAAUAGUGAAUUUCCAUCCAUUAUGUUAGACUUCCUUUUUUACAGGAUAAAGCCAUUGUAUUUCGUUUCAAAUUGGAAAUCAAGGAUUGAAUGUACUAAAUAUCUGUUAAAGUCUGAAUCAUCUCCAUUUAUUAUUGAUGUAUGUACACAUCAUAAUGCCGAACUCAGUAAAUUUGUUGCACAACUACUGCCAUCACCAAACGCAAAAGGCAACACGUGCAACAUACGCAAAUGCUACCAUAGACAUUUACAAAACGGUACCAAUACUGAUGCUGUAUCAGGUUGGUUGUUAUACGCAUCAUUUUAUUAUGUAACAGGACAGUUUAAUAUUUCACUAAAACUAACGGAUUAUGUUCUAUCAAGAUGUUCACCUGAUAUGAAGGCGAAAGAGGAUAACAACUGUGAAGUACACAGAAAUUGUUACAGAAAAAAUAUACAUGCUUCUAUGAAUCUUAAUCGCAGGAUUAAAACGGCUACAAUAGCUAAUGUCCAAUACAUUCCGAACUCAUCAUUAAUUCCAGAAGAACUACAGCUGGAGGUUGAAACGGAAAUAUUAAUCAUACCGCCUGUUGUAAUGUCCCACUGUCUUAAUGUUCUAUGCUAUCAUCAUCUUGGUGAUAUAUACAACAGACAGAAAUCUUUACGUGUUUUAUAUCUAACAGUGUUAAAUAGAUAUUGUAUUUCUCAAAGAGAUAUAUCUGCGUCGAUAACACUACUUGGAGUGUGCUAUGAGAUUUCCGGUGAUAAAGAAUUGGCCUAUCAGUGCUAUGAGGAAGCUCUACGAAGUGGUUGCCAUAUUUGUAGUUCAGCAGAAAAAAGAAAAUCAAAACUUGAAAGCAAUUAA